GUUCCGCCGCCGGGCUUCCUGGCUUGGGCCUGUCACGGGCUUCGCCGCGGCCCGCCCUCCCUUUGCCAGAGCAGCGCUCCUCGCCAUGGCCUUCGCCACCCGCCAGCUCGUGCGCGCGGCCUCCACCGCGGCCGCCAAGAAGCUGGUGGUGAAGCAGGUGACGGUCAUCGGGGGCGGCCUGAUGGGCGCCGGGAUCGCCCAGGUUGCUGCAGCAACUGGUCACACUGUGAUUCUAGUGGACCAAACAGAUGAAAUAUUAAAUAAAUCCAAGAAAGGAAUUGAGGAGAGUCUGAAAAAGCUGACAAAGAAGAAGUUUGCAGACAAACCGGAGGAAGGUGCUCAGUACAUUGAGAAAGUGUUAAAGAACCUGACAACAAGCACGGAUCCAGUCUCCGUAGUACACAGUACUGACCUUGUCGUGGAGGCCAUUGUGGAAAACAUAGCAGUGAAAAAUGAGCUUUUCAAGACGUUGGAUAAGUUUGCACCAGAACACACGAUAUUUGCAAGUAACACUUCAUCCUUGCCAAUCACAGACAUGGCCAAUGCUACUACUAGGCAGGACCGUUUUGGGGGCCUGCACUUCUUCAAUCCUGUGCCUCUGAUGAAGCUUGUUGAGGUUGUCAAGGCACCAAUGACCAGCCAGAAGACUUUGGAAUCUCUUAUGGAUUUUAGCAGAGCACUGGGGAAGACCCCAAUAGCUUGCAAGGACACCCCUGGUUUUGUUGUCAAUAGACUGCUUGUGCCUUACCUGAUGGAGGCUCUUCGGCUUUUUGAGAGGGGAGAUGCAUCAAAGGAAGAUAUUGACGUUGCCAUGAAGCUGGGGGCUGGCUAUCCCAUGGGCCCGUUUGAACUUUUGGACUAUGUUGGCUUGGAUACCACUAAAUAUAUUAUCGAUGGGUGGCAUUCGUUAGAGUCUGACAAUCCUCUCUUUGCUCCAAGUCAAAUGCUGAAUAAACUGGUAGAGGAGAAAAAAUUGGGAAGGAAAACUGGAGAAGGAUUUUACAAACACAAAUGAACUUCAUGAUCUGUAGAGUUCGCCAGGUUGAUCCAGGAAAGGGUUAACUGUGUUCCACUUUCUAUAUACUUGGAAUGUCGCUUAAUCAAAGCCUUAAAAAUAGACCACACUAUGUAUGCUGUGCAUUUUGAUUGUAACGUCUGAGACAAUUGUUUCUCCCCGCUAACAAUUUAUUUCCUGGA
This is a messenger RNA of Eublepharis macularius, 1197 nucleotides long. It is a transcript of the gene HADH, whose product is annotated as hydroxyacyl-CoA dehydrogenase. The record is from RefSeq and is a predicted model, not a curated record. Lineage: Eukaryota; Metazoa; Chordata; Lepidosauria; Squamata; Eublepharidae. Gene Ontology annotation, biological process: fatty acid beta-oxidation. The transcript is spliced from 8 exons. The coding region runs from base 86 to 1015 and encodes 309 amino acids. Gene Ontology annotation, molecular function: NAD+ binding; (3S)-3-hydroxyacyl-CoA dehydrogenase (NAD+) activity. Gene Ontology annotation, cellular component: mitochondrion.